Molecule: messenger RNA, 2110 nt
Organism: Salvia miltiorrhiza (redroot sage)
Lineage: Eukaryota; Viridiplantae; Streptophyta; Magnoliopsida; Lamiales; Lamiaceae
Product: zinc finger protein JACKDAW-like
Exons: 3
Coding region: 646-1995 (449 amino acids)
Cellular component (GO): nucleus
Molecular function (GO): DNA-binding transcription factor activity
Source: RefSeq, a predicted model, not a curated record
UUGAGCUCGAAAAACUACGGAUGACACACAGCUCUACACAUUCUGGUUACAAGCAGCAUACAGCCAAUGCGUACGUACAAACAAGUGUAUCUAGAGAGAGAGACACGCACACACACAUUCACAAAUAUAUAGGAGAGAGAGAGAGAGAACACACACACACAGAGGUGGCCCCAGCAGCUAUUUCUAUGGCUGACCGACUUUGAAAUUAAGAGAUAAAGAGAUAGGACGUAGAAGGGGAAGCUUAAUUGCCAGAGAGAGAGAGAGAGAGAGGAGUUUGGGUUGUUAGAAAAAGAGAGGAAAUAUUCUCUUUAGCUUUCAAUGGUAUUUUUUGGUGUUUUUCUCUUGAAAUCAAACAAAGGCUCCAGCAGAUCUGUGUGAGCUAGCGCAACACUCCGAAAGUCUUUCUUCUGUAUUGUAUUCUUGUGGUGUGUUUCUCGGAUUCAAAACGGUAUUAGAAAUAUAAUUUUUUCUCUUGUGUGUUUUCGUCUUCUUACUUUCUUCUUCUUUUGAAUAAUACCAAAGCAUUCAUCUGUUUGUAUUUGGAGAGCUUCUUUGUUUAUUUUGUUUUGUAGCAGCACUGCUAGCUCAAACCCUUUGUUUUUUCCCCUCCCCUCCCCUUCUCCGAAUUCAAACCUACUUAAUCCAAUGAUGUCUGGUGAUGUGUUUUCUGUUCCCAAUUCCCAAACAAACCCUAACUCCAAACCCCCCUCUUCUGCAAAAAAGCGAAGGAAUCUUCCCGGCACACCAGAUCCAGAUGCAGAAGUCAUCGCUCUUUCUCCAAAGACGCUUAUGGCGACGAACCGAUUCAUCUGCGAAAUCUGCAACAAAGGUUUCCAGCGAGACCAGAAUCUGCAGCUGCACAGGAGAGGGCACAACCUUCCAUGGAAGCUGAAGCAAAGAUCUAACAAAGAUCAAAUCAAGAAGAAGGUGUACAUCUGCCCGGAGAAGAGCUGCGUGCACCACGAGGCCGCUCGGGCCCUGGGCGACCUCACCGGAAUCAAGAAGCACUUCAGCCGCAAGCACGGCGAGAAGAAGUGGAAGUGCGAGAAAUGUUCCAAGAAAUACGCAGUUCAGUCCGAUUGGAAGGCUCACUCCAAGACCUGCGGUACCAGGGAGUACAAAUGCGACUGCGGAACUCUCUUUUCCAGAAAAGAUAGUUUCAUCACGCACCGCGCCUUCUGCGACGCGCUGGCGGAGGAGACCUCCAGGGUUACUACCAACAAUUUGAGCUUCAGGAAUGAUUUGGGUGGGAAUAUCAUCAAUCCGCAUUUCCGGCCCGACUUCGCCGGAAAUUCCAUUAUGGGGGAUCACCAGCAGCAGAAGCCCAGGCUGUCGCUUUGGUUGGAUCAGGCCAACUCUCAGCUCAAUCAAAUAGAUCAUAAUUCCAACAUGUUCAUGCCUAAUUCCAGCGGCUUGACCGACAUCAUUCAAAUGGCGUCCAACAACCUAUUCGGCUCCAAUCCAUCCUACGCGAAUCUAUCGUUAUCCCCGCAAGGGAUGAAGGAGGAGCCGGUCAGCAACAAAGCAGCAGACACCACCAUGGCGGAUUCCCUGGCUUCCCUCUACUCCGAUACCCAAAAACCCUCGCCCAUGUCCGCCACCGCGCUGCUGCAGAAAGCGGCUCAGAUGGGCUCCACCAAGAGCGCCCCGACCUUCUUCGGCAACACGGUCGGGGUCAUGAACUCGUCUUCGCCGACCUCCUCGUCCACCAACACGCUGCCUUUCGCCACCAACAGAAGCGAGCUGCAUCAGGUGUUUGGGCGCCAGCAGCCGGAGAAUCCCGCCGCCAAUGCAAAUGCGAUGAUCAAUUUCAACAAUAAUAGCCUGGGGGCUAAUUCGGUGAGCUUGCAUUCGGGAUUGCAUGGUUUCACGAGGGAUUUUCUCGGCAUGGGCGGAGACGGCGCCGCCGCCGGGCCGUUUCUGCCGCAGGAAUUGGCUAAGUUCGCUUCGAUGAAUCCGGCUAUGGGGCUCACCCACUUUACUAGCAAUCACUAGCACCAAUCUGCGCCUUUUCUUAUUUCUUUUCUUUUUUUUUUUCCCUUCCUUAAUUUUAGUUUUUUGAUUUUUUGUUUGUACCAUAUAAUAAUAAUGAUAUUGUUGAAGUCCUAAA